This is a messenger RNA of Sorex araneus (European shrew), 7682 nucleotides long. RefSeq names its product natriuretic peptide receptor 3 (gene NPR3). NCBI's taxonomy places the organism in Eukaryota, Metazoa, Chordata, Mammalia, Eulipotyphla, Soricidae. Gene Ontology annotation, biological process: vasodilation; regulation of blood pressure. Bases 508 to 2121 code for a protein of 537 amino acids. The record is from RefSeq and is a predicted model, not a curated record. The transcript is spliced from 8 exons. Gene Ontology annotation, molecular function: natriuretic peptide receptor activity; peptide hormone binding. Gene Ontology annotation, cellular component: membrane.
GCUAUUUAAACGCGGGCCAUGGAUCCAGGAACCGGCGCGAAUCAAUGAGAUCAAACGCGAGGGAGAUGCACCGUCAAUUACAAGCACUUGGACAAGUCUAACUUUUUUUUUUCCUUUUACAAAUACGCUUUCAAAAGCAACCUUAGCAACGCCCAAAUAAGAAGCCACCUCUAAGCAAAAUAGCAUAUAUAAAGGGAGGACGAAUAUAUAUAUUUAUCAUCAGUGUAUAUAAGUAUAUUCCAGGCGUACAGGUUUACACCCGGUGAACUUUUUUUUUCUCUUUUUUUUUCUUUUUCUUUUCUUUUAAACUCGUGGUAUCGCAGAGAAGGACUCUUGCUCUCCUCUGCCUUUCCGCGAGUUACCGAAGGUGGGGUAUUCUCCUAGCACUCCUAGCACGCCCUCAGGGUGUGCAGGGACCUCGGAGAGAAGAGAGGGGAAGAAAGAGGCAGGGUGGGCGGGUGUCACCGGGCGAGUCGGCGGCGAGGGCAGGAGCGUUCGGGCGGCACCAUGCGGUCCCUGCCGGUGCUCGGCUUCUCCGCGUGCGCCCUGCUCUGCUGGGCGUUGCUGGCCGGCGGCACGGGAGGCGCCGGUGGCGGGGGCGCGGGCGCGGGCGCCGGGCGCCGGGAGCGAGAGGCGCUGCCGCCGCAGAAGAUCGAGGUGCUGGUGCUGUUGCCCCAGGACAACUCGUACCUGUUCUCCCAGGCCCGGGUGCGGCCGGCCAUCGAGUACGCGCUCCGCAGCGUGGAGAGCAAUGGGACCGGGCGGUGGCGGCUGCCGCCCGGCACCCACUUCCAGGUGACCUACGAGGACUCGGGCUGCGGCAACGGCGCGCUCUUCCGUUUAGUGGACCGCGUGGCGGCAGCUCGCGGCGCCAAGCCCGAUCUCAUCCUGGGGCCGGUGUGCGAGUACGCGGCGGCGCCCGUCGCCCGGCUGGCAUCGCACUGGGACCUGCCCAUGCUGUCGGCCGGGGCGCUGGCCGCCGGCUUCCAGCACAAGGACACGGAGUACUCGCACCUCACGCGCGUGGCGCCAGCCUACGCCAAGAUGGGCGAGAUGAUGCUCGCUCUGUUCCGCCACCACCAGUGGAGCCGCGCCGCGCUCUUCUACAACGACGACAAACUGGAGCGGAACUGCUACUUCACCCUCGAGGGGGUCCACGAGGUCUUCCAGGAGGAGGGCUUGCACACCUCCUCCUACAGUUUCGACGAGACCAAAGACCUGGACCUGGACGACAUCGUGCGCAACAUCCAGGCCAAUGAGCGAGUUGUGAUCUUGUGUGCGAGCAGCGACACCGUCCGGAGCAUCAUGCUGGCGGCGCACAGGCAUGGGAUGACCAGCGGAGACUACGCCUUUUUCAACAUCGAGCUCUUCAACAGUUCCUCCUACGGAGACGGCUCGUGGAAGAGAGGAGACAAACACGACUUUGAAGCUAAGCAAGCGUACUCAUCUCUCCAGACAAUUACUCUACUGAGGACAGUGAAACCUGAGUUUGAGAAGUUUUCCAUGGAGGUGAAAAGUUCUGUUGAGAAACAGGGGCUCAAUGAGGAGGAUUACGUAAACAUGUUUGUUGAAGGAUUCCAUGAUGCCAUCCUCCUGUAUGUCCUGGCUUUACAUGAAGUGCUGAGAGCUGGCUACAGCAAGAAGGAUGGAGGGAAAAUUAUCCAGCAUACUUGGAACAGAACAUUUGAAGGGAUUGCUGGACAGGUCUCCAUAGACGCCAACGGAGAUCGGUACGGGGAUUUCUCGGUGAUCGCCAUGACCGACACAGAAGCCGGCACCCAGGAGGUUAUUGGCGAUUACUUUGGAAAAGAAGGUCGGUUUGAAAUGCGGCCGAAUGUCAAAUAUCCAUGGGGGCCUUUAAAACUGAGAAUAGAUGAGACAAGAAUCGCAGAGCACACAAACAGCUCUCCUUGCAAAUCAUCAGGUGGCCUAGAAGAAUCGGCAGUGACCGGAAUUGUCGUGGGGGCUUUGCUGGGAGCUGGCUUGCUAAUGGCCUUCUACUUUUUCAGGAAGAAAUACAGAAUAACCAUUGAGAGACGAAACCAGCACGAAGAAAGUAACAUUGGAAAACAUCGCGAGUUACGGGAAGAUUCCAUCAGAUCGCAUUUUUCAGUGGCUUAAAAGGAAGGCUUUUCUUCCAGCAUGAGAUUCUUGGAGGAGAGAGAAGGGAUGAAAGAGUUCCGUGGAACCGAAGGGUGCUCUUGAAGAACUCAUUCUUUUAAGCAGUUAGUCGUUUGGUUGUUAAAUUUCUUUAGAAGCUCAGGAAUGAUUAUUGAUCGCCAUCUGCCUCCUGGCCGCUCAUCUUAUGAUAAAUGUAAGCGUAUAACGGCACUCUGUUAAGAUGUUCAUACUAUUUCCAGGGUGUACGAUCAGAUUUAUGGCUUGAAAAUCUGAUGUCUCCACGUCCUGAUGGCUUUUGGGGGCCUUCCAAACUAGGCUGUAAAAUGUGGUUUUCUUAAAUGAAAUGUUUUAUAGCUAGAGUAAAAUCAUUUUUACAAGUAGAAUAUUCUUGGAAAGAAUUUAACACCUAAGAAUGGGAAAAUGUCUUGAAAAAAAAAAAAACUCAAGAUGGAAAGAACAGCGCUCCUCUCUCUCGGGCUGGUAGUAGAUUUGAGGUGGGUUGGGAAGGACUCUGUCCCAAGUAGCCAUUCAUGUCCUGACUUCUCUCAAGAACGGAUUUCUUUUCUGUCUCCUUCGGUGUCUCAUGAAGCCACUCUAGAAAGUUGUAACUAAUAACAAGAUGAGAGAAUUUUAUAAAAGAAAAAGCAAGUCUAAAAUGGUUCAUUCUUUAAUGUAAACAAAGCACCCUCUCACUAACAUUUUAUUUUUAAGUAUCUUAAUCGUAUAUUUUGCUAUUAGAAAAUGUGUCUAUUUUUUCAUUUAAAGAUUAAAUUUUGCUUAUAUUUUAAAAGUAUGGGUAAAGUAUAAACGAAUCAAUAAUGAUGAGACUUCUUUUUCCCCCUCCUUUUCCCUCUUCCUCUUGAUCAUAAUCAAAUGCUAGUCUUUGCUUUAACUAUAGAGAUUCUUUCUUGUACUCAGAUCACAAAUCCUGUAGUAGUGCAUCAGUUUACCUAUUUUAAGUGCAGGUUGUUUGGGGGAUUUAUUCCUUCUAAUUCUGACCAAAUGAUGAUUUUCAAGAUCAGGGGUGAAAUGGAUUAAGUAGUGAUAGAAUUUCACAAAAAGAGGAAACCCUUCUCCUUCAAGGAGAACCUUAUAGUCAGAACUUGACCAGGAAAGAUAAAAUUUGCAAGCACAUACAUGACACUUUACCCAAAUUCACAGUGAUGCUUUUAGGGUAAAAGAGGGAAACUAGAUAACUUGUAUAGUUGCCUUUCAGUGAAUUCCACAGAGCUUUUUUUAGUCCACAAGUAAUUCAUAUAAUGGAGAGCUGGGGGUAGUUAGAUAAGGGAUUUGAAUAUUUUACUGACUGUAUUUUGCAUCCAGUAUUCUGCAUACUGCCUGGUAAGCUUUCCGUGGUGUAUUUGAUAUGCCAAAUACAGUAAAAUGAUGGGUUUAAUUCCCCUUACCCUGAAAGAGCCUCCAGUGCGGCACUGCUGGGAAGAACGAGUAAAGAACGGCUGCUAAAAUCUCAGGGCUAGGAUGAAUGGAGAUGUUACUGGCGCCCGCUCGAGCAAAUCGAUGAUCAACGGGAUGACAGUGAUACAGUGAUACAGUGAUUCUGCAUAUAGGUUUAAACUCAGGUUGCCACUUCUGUAUAUGAUUUGUGGAAAAAAUAGGGAAGAAUGGAAAGUUGUCCAGUCAUGUAUCUUCUUGUAAUUAUGCCAAGUAGGUUUUUUUCUCCCUUAGCCAUGGUUCAGAUAGCUGGAAAACAAUUAGAAAGAUCUGACAGUCUCUAAAAGAACACAGAUGAAGGAAAACAGGGGAGUUCUAUAAUUCCUUGGAAGUAAUGCAGGUUGUAGUUCACAGAGGAAGUGGUGGAGGUGGGUGAGUAAUAGCCAUUGUCCUGGACGUUGGUCUGGAAAUUGCUUCUCAAGAAGUCUGCCUUUAUUGCUUCUAGUUCAAAGUGAAUAGAUUUUUUCACUCUAUCCAUGAGGUACCAUUUUCUGGUACUGUGUCAAAAAAUGGGGUACAGGCAGUCAGUGAGCAGUGAGCAUGAGAAAAUUAACUUAUGAUCAGCAGAGAGUUUUCAAUAUAGAUCUUCAGUUGGAUUCAAAGGACGAUGUGCAGAAUUUAGACAAGGACUGGUGGUGUUGGGGAGAAGGUGGUUGGGUGAGAUGGAAGAUGCUGGGGUGGAGGACUGGAAAAAGUAUGGAAGAAAACUAGAUUCCAAAAUUUGAAUGUAGGAAGGGUAUUUGGCAGAGCAAAGCAUUUAAUAGCUCAGGAUUCCUCAAAAUGAAAAUAGAAGGGUUGUAUCUCUUAUUUCCAUGAAUUUGAGCAUCUAUUUCUCUCUCAUUUUAAUUUGUAAGGCUGUUUUCCGUGCAUUUUACGGAUACUCAAUUUUCUAUUGUCUUUUAAAAACAUCCAAAUUUCGGCCCUCUGUGCUUAUUAUAAUCACUCUGGUUAUUGCCUUUGAAUUGUAAACACUUCUGAUCUUUUUAGAAUCUUUUGACUCUAACAUUUGAAAGAACAUAUUUAUUUGUAUUUCAGGUAGUGUAAUAGUUCUAAACUCAAUAUUAUAUCCUUAGAUAAAAAUUUUGAAAUAAGUGAGAAUUUAGUAUUAAAAGUGAUGGAAUAUUGUGAGGUUUCUGGUAAGUAGGUGCUGCUGUCUUGAAAUCUGAAAGUGCUUCUAGGCUUCUGAAGAUUGAUCGCUUACUUACAUGUCUGACUGUCUAUUCUUUCAUUCUUGAAACUCACACGACUUACAAAAACUCUGUUAAAAUUUUUCAAAACUCCUUAAGUUGGAAAUCUUUAAUAAAAGCAUAGGUGUUUGGUCCAAGCUUACCACCGAGUUUAGAAUGAGAUUAUGCCUUGAGAUUUACGUUCCUAACUGCUAACCAACAUAUUUGACAACUCAUCAUUCAUAUAUAACACAGUAAAAUAAAUAGGACUUUAGUUCUUAAAUAAUUCUAUAAACUUUUGCCCUGAAACUCAGGGUGCUCAGAUUUCAAAAUGGUAGGCUUUAUCAGUAUUUUAUUAUCUGGCCAAAUAUAAAAUAACAUUUAUAUAGGUCAAAUGAGUAUAUGCCAUAAAAAUAUAUAUGUGUAUACACACAUUCACAUACACACACACUGAUGUUAUUAGAAGCAAGUAUACUUUUUUAUGGUCAUCAUUGUCACCUUCUUAAAUUUUUUCUCCCCCAGACUCAAAAAUUAAAGCUUUCUCGAGUUAAUCACUGCUAUCCAGAAAUAACUUUCUGGAUAGAGUGCCUAUCUUACUCCAGACGGACCACGUUUCCACAAGGAAACCCCUGUAAAAAUUAAUAUUUCUUGGAAGAACCAUCAGCUUGUCUUUUCCUGAAUGACAGACACAGUCCACGGGCAAUAAACUAGUUCUUUACGUUUCAGCAGCCAUAUUUCAUGGGGGAAGUGGAGAAAUGCAGGGCAGGAGAAAGCUUCCUUCUGCUUUCCCCUCCGUCCAAAGACUUUUCUUUUGGGAUGUCCAGACACUUCUCCUUCCUCAGAGGUUUCAAGGACCAUGAACUUAUUCCAGGCGUGUGUGUCCUCUUUGCCCCGACAUUACCACUUUCCUCUGUGUGCUGCUGGGUGGGGCAGUGUAAGAUGCGCCCUGCAGUGAUACGAGGGCCACUGUUUAGACCUCACACUGAGUGACAAGAAUUCUGAGAAUAGGUCCCAGAGGUAUCGCCACCUUCUUGUGAGAGAGUCCACAGUGUUUAUUUGUGUAAGCCUCUACAAACGACAAAAGUCUCUACAAAACCACAUUUGCGAGAGUGUAGUUCAAAUAGAAUAACACGGAUAGAUAUUAAGGGAGUCUUUCCGAGUGGAAAGGAACACAGGCCUAUGUUUGUCGGGGCACAAAGGACUCAGCUCCUAACCGGAUGCAGCCCUAAAGCCAAGUGCCACUAAAGUUAGGUCCCCUGAUCAAUGCGUCAUGGGUUUUGUUUAAUUAUGCUUCAUGAGGAGGUGGAUAAUGAGCUGCAUUUCUUCAAUAGAUAAAAAGAAAGAAACUAGCUCUCUGGAAAGGAUUUAAGGGUUAACGUUUCUUUUCCACUUGAUCUUUAGAAUGAUCAACAGUUUCAUCCCUGCAGCCAGAUUCAGAAAAAAAAAAAAAAGUUGGCAUGCAUCUAGUAAAAAGAAUCAGGAACUUGAUCUCCCAAAAGAAAUGGAAGUGGGUAGCAUAGCAAGCUGCCACCAUUUUUUACCAUCCCUUCUUCCUCCACAUCUCCCAUCUGUCAUGGCCCCAAAGAGGCAGCAUCUUUCGAGGGCAGGUAGGAACUUGUGACUUGGACCUCCAUCGUUGCUCAGAGGCAAAGAAGACCAAAUGGUGCUGGCUGGAAGGGGGCCGGCUUUUGAUCCAAAUCCUUGUCCUAACUUGACCACAUAAACUCUCGGUGAGUUCAAGCCUGGGAUGUGCAUUUACUUCAAAAGCCUGAAUUUCCUUUUUUUUUUUUUUGCAUGUAAACCUCAUACACAUCUCGUGUAGGCCUAUGCCCAGCUAGACUCCAGGAUUAAAAUGAUUUUUCAAAAGGUGUUGGAUUGGAGUUAGUUCAAAUUUCUCAUUAACCACUACUGUUGAUUCGUACAAAAGGCAAAGUGCUUCUAAAGGGGCGGAUGCUGUUGAUGUUCAUGUUUUCAGUUACUUUAAGCCCAAUGGAUGAGUCUCAAUGGAGUUGGGUCCCAGAAGUAAAAAAGUCUCGAUGUUAUAAUAUCUUUUUGAUGUUCUCAGGCAUGUGAUGCUUCUUUGGGGAGUGAUGAUUCUAAACUAGAAUUCAGAGUGAGCAAAAAUGGUGCAUUAUUUUGAUUCCUGUGUUUAAUCAAAACAUUUAAGGACAUAAAUGUUUGUGCACAAGUGAGAAAGGACCCAAUUCACCAAGUACAAACUACAACACAGGCUACCAUUUCUCUUUUGGGGGGUGGAGUGGGGAAUGCUAGGAGAACAAGUGCAUCAUAGCAUAUAAUGACUGGGAAAAGAAAGUUGAGAAAGAAAAAAAUUGUGUUUUGAAAUCGGUGUCCUCUGGUUUGCUCACUAUCAAAAUUCAACAAUGGCCAAAGUGGCAUGUCUUACCAGAGACCCAGUGAGGUGUCUGUGACAGCCUGGAGAAAACUGUGAGCUUGCAGAUUUUUUUGCUGGUUCAGGGCAUCUGAGCUCUGGUCCCUGUGUGUGAUGCAUAAUCGAAACCAAGAGAACAUGUUGCAGAAAUCAUGGAAAAUGAAUUCUGCAGCCUGGUCUUCUGGACCAUAUUACUCAUUGUUUAUGCAAAAACAGGACUACCAAACAAUACAGACCUACCAUGAUUCUGAUAGAAAAGUCAAAGUCAAAGCUGCCCAAGCUUCAGACAGUUUAUUAUUCUAAUGUAAGUAGAACUAUCUGCAUAUAAUGUGAUUUAAUUUAUUGUUGUUUGUGUAGAAAAUGAAACUUAAUGACUGUGGAUAUAACCCCUGUUUUGUAUAAUAUAUUUUAUUUCUGGUGCAAACUAGUCAUUUAAAGUAUCUACUUCAUUUGGUAUUUGGAUAUCAAUGUGUAUGUGUUCUUGUAAAUGUUUCUAUUAAGCAAGAAUACCAUAUGCUCACAAUAUAAUGUGUCCUAAUUAAAAUAUACAUCCC